Molecule: messenger RNA, 960 nt
Organism: Symbiodinium sp. CCMP2592
Lineage: Eukaryota; Dinophyceae; Suessiales; Symbiodiniaceae
Source: the annotation of a GenBank genome assembly
AUGCAGGGCCGCAACUUUACGCGCACAGCGCUGACGUGCUGUGUGGCAACCCUCACCUUGGUGACCUUUGUGGUGGGUGCUUCGACCGGGAAGCACCUCGAGAAUGCAAGCUGCACUUCCGACGACCAGGCGCUCUUGCAAGCAAAAGCGCUUGUAAAGGGAGGAGUUGCUACGUGCCCUGCGGAUCCCAGUGCUGACACAGAGCCUCCUGAGAUCAUCCUAGGCGAUGUUGACGUCGGAGCUCGGCUAGCCCCUGGAGAAUGCACAGCCGUUCGGACUUAUCCUGUACUCGAGGUACGCGACAACUGUCCAGGCGAUGUCACAUGGUCCUGCGUGCCACCAUCUGGCUCUUCGUUCCCUAUCGGUGACACCACAGUUACCUGCACGGCGACCGAUGUUGCUGGUAACACUGGAUCAGCAUCCCUUCGUGUUAGGGUGCAGGACCUGAAUCCGGUGCCUCCAGUCUUCGAUGUGGUGCCGAAUGACGUGUCCGUGAGCACAGACCAAGGACAGUGCGGAGCCGUUGUGAAUUUCACUGUGCCCACCGCAACAGACGACUGUCCAGGAGUGCAGGUAUCCUGUUCGCCAGAAUCGGGCUCAACGUUUUCGGUCGGUACCACCACGGUGACGUGCACCGCCACCGAUGCUGGUGGGAGCACUGCCUCGACAAGCUUUGUCGUCAAUGUCGAUGAGACGGAGCCUCCAGUCUUCGAUCCGGUGCCGGAUGAUGUGACUGUGACAGCAGACCAGGGACAGUGCGGAGCCAUUGUGGAUUAUGUGGCCAAUGCAGCCGACAAUUGUCCAGGAGUUCAAGUAGUUUGUUCGCAAGAAUCCGGCACAACGUUCUCGGUCGGUACCACCACAGUGACAUGCAACGCCACGGAUGCUUCUGGCAACAAGGCCUCGUCGGAAUCUUUCGUCGUUCCUUGGCCGUUCUCGACAAUCAUUUCCAAUGUACCA